Molecule: messenger RNA, 1191 nt
Organism: Anthostomella pinea
Lineage: Eukaryota; Fungi; Ascomycota; Sordariomycetes; Xylariales; Xylariaceae
Source: the annotation of a GenBank genome assembly
AUGUCAUCACAGUGGUCUCAGGGCGUGGUGCCACCACCAGCAGGGGUAACGCCGAACUUCGUCGAUCCGCCGAACCAGAUGACAGAGAACAUAGCGAUCCACACCGUCUUCCUCACGCUGAGCACCUUGGCUGUUGCCAUGCGGAUAUACACCCGAGUGCAUAUUUCUCGAGUGAAUCUGGGUGCUGACGAUUUACUCAGACAUCUGCCUCUUUGCACUUGCAAGCUACUCCCGAGCCUCGAACUCCAGGUACAUGGACUGACGUCGAAUCGACAGUGCGCGACGGCAGCAUGGUCAGGAUUACUUCUCGAGUGUUUCCACUGGGGAAUCGGCCGUCACAUAUGGGAAGAGCCGGCGACCUGGCUCGUCUCAGCGUUGAAGUUUCAAACCAUAGCGUCCCAGGUGUACCUCGUAGCCGCCACUGCGAUCAAACUCAGCCUCCUCUUCCUAUACCGUCGUCUAUUCAACUUGAAGAAGAAGGCCAAGUACUUCGUCAACGGCGGGAUUGUCGUCGUCCUCCUCAUGGGCAUAGCGCUCUUGCUUGCUAUCAUCUUCUUCUGCACCCCGGUCCGAAAGGCGUGGGAUGACUCUGUCGAAGGCCAUUGCUCAGACCCUGCCCCAGUCUCUUAUCUCAGUGGCGUGUGGAAUGCCGCCGUGGAUGUCUACGUGCUGAUCCUGCCCGUUCCACUGCUCUGGGGAUUGAACAUGAGCCCAAGGCAGAAGCUGAGACUCGGGGCCGUCUUUGGAAUUGGUAUCUUUGCCUGUGCGGCCAGCCUCGUCCGCCUGGGCUUCACGCCACUCCUACAGAGCGACUUGGACUCUACAUACAACAUUGCCUCUGUUUCAGUCUGGGCUACACUGGAAAUCAACGUCGGACUCAUCUGCUCCUGUCUCAUGCUGCUGCCGGCCUUCCUGAGGUACCACCUCUCUGAAUCAACGAAAUCCUACUUCUGCGCCAUCACGCUCAACGUGACGCGAUCUGGGAGGAACCCAUCGGCCAAGAACGCACAUCAGUGGCAAGGGUACCAUCACAAAGUGCAUUCGGAUCCUCGGAAUCUCGUCGUCUCGGGGGGCAAGGAACACCACCACCAUCAGAUCACGAGGACGGAUACUUUCACGCUGGAGACGAUUCAUGUGCCGGCCGACCUGGAGCGCGGUGCGACAACUCAUCAGCCUGGACGUGCUUUCUAG